UUAUAAUAUAACCUAAACCAGUCGUAGUCGUAGAAACAUAAACAAUAUGGCGGACAUCAGUUGAUUCUUUUGAUGUAAUUUGACACUGCUGGUACUUGGAGCCAACAACAAGGAUGUCUGCAUCUACUGCAGAGAGGCUGAAGACACCACUGCUGUUUCCGUGUGCAGCGGGCGUCAAGAUGCCUCAGAUUGGUUCAGAAGAUUCAGAUCUAAAACUUGGACAGAAGACAAGCAGAUAUGCGCCUGACGCUAUCGUAUUCCGUACCACAGAUGACUCAAAAGAUCCAAUAAAUAAAGAGUAUCUGAAAAAGGUUUCCUUCGACUUAAAUUUCGAAGAGGAGGUGGUGAAAGAGAGAUGUUUUCAUGCACUGCCUUAUGAUGAGAAGUAUAUGUAUGAAGCUUUUGAUGUCGGUGAUCUUGUUAAACUACCAAUAAAAACAAAAUUUCCUGUCGGUAGGCACAAUGCUAGAGGCGGUGAUAAUCGCCACAUGCCUUGUUACUUAACAAAGUCCACCAAGUCCCAUUUGAAACCGCUACGAAGAAAGAUUACAGAGCGUGCACAGCAGAUGCAUAUUGAAGCACUAAAGCGUGAACAGCUUCGGGAAAUUCAGCAGAGAAUCAUUGAAAAACACAGGGCUUUAGAAAGAGGUGAGCCCAUUGCGGAGGACACAAUUAAAGAAAGUUUAGAAGAGGAACAAGAGCCUAGAGAAGGAGGUUUUUUCUUAACAGAAACCAAACCUUCAAAAACAAGUAGAGUUGAACUGGAUAAAGCAGAUAAACCAUCUAAAACUGCUGAAGACAAAGCAAAAGACAAGAAAUCUCUGAGUGUUCCAAGGCCGAGCAUUGGAAGGUCUAGUGCAUCUAAAUCACACUCGAGAACAGCUGCAGAAAUCCAGGCAGAGGACGAAGAUAAGAAGGAAAAGAAAAAGAGCCAAGGAAAUAACUGGGAUGCUUAUGUCAUUUCUCUUUUGAGUAUGAAUACUGCAAAUCAUCUUGUAUAUGAAAAAACUGCACCUGGAACUGCUAUGAGAGAAAAGCUAGAAAACAUGGUGAAAGAAUGGUACGGAGUGCCUGAACACACAGACCUCAUACGGGAGGAAAUAAGUGACAGUGAAGAGGAGGAAGAAAAAGCCAAGAUACCCAAGAAAAAGUGGAGAAAGAAAGAAACUACGUUACUUCAGAGGGUUUACAAUCUAGAGGAAGAUGAGCCCCGGGCAGUUGACCCUUAUUCAGACGACAACAAGGCCCCUUUCUACCGACAGCCUGCGGGUCUAAGAAGGGCCAAGAAGCAUGAAGUUAAAGAGGAACUAGUUUCACAGAUGAAGGGCGCUAUCAACACGACAGCAGCGAACAUCGAAGUGAAGACUUUAAAGCCGCCUCCCCCACCCACCCUGCGAGACUUCCUAAACCCUAACGUGGGCAAGUGCAUCAUUGAGACUGACAAUAUGUUUCAACAGGAGCAACUCACAGGGACUCAACAAGUUUACCAGGCAUUUGCUGAUCAAGAGAAAAUCGUCAUGGAAAAUGACAACAAAUAUAAGAAAGAUUUGCAGCCUGGCUUUCCCAAGCCUCCAGAAACCUGGUUUCCUGCAACGGAUGCGGAGAAGGAAUCAUCUGCUGUGGGAAUGAAGAAGACUCGGAAGCACAUUCGAGGUCACCGUAGAUGGAAAAAUCUUCCAGAAUCCAUUGAUGACACUGCUGAAAUACUAAGGGUUCAAGCUCCAGGCACAGAACCGCAGAAGUCAUCAGACCCUCGGUACCGCAAGACAGCCAAAAACAAUGCCUCUCUGAUACAGAUCACGGCUGAUGUGAAAGGCCUUGAUUUCACGGACAGAUCUAGUCCUGUACGGGGGUAUACCCCCGCUGAGUUGUUACGCAAGCUUCAGGCCGAGAAGAGAAGCACGGGCUUCUCAAAUGAUCCGAAAUUAAUACUUGAUGAAUGGCGCAGCAAGUGGCACCUGGCCGGCCAGUACGUGGACAGCACGCCGGACGACCUGAUUCGGGACAUGGCCGACAUUCAGCCUCAUGUCCGACUCAAGGCCAUUGUAAUUUGCGCUAAGGCUGCUGAUUACAAACCACCUGAAGAUCACGGUAUCCAGCUGAACUUCAUGGAGAAAGAGUCUGCGGUCGACCUGCCAGAGAAGCUGUUUGUGGCCUUGGAAUGCCUGCUUGAGGACCCCGUGGAGAAAGUGAAAACUGCCGCCGCCAUUACCCUGUACUCUCUGAACAGGCCUUGCAAAAUGGCUGAAGACAUCUUGAACACGGCCAUGGGGUCUGAGAACCCGGUAGACCGCUGGGCGGCUGCUCAGUGCCUCGCUCACUACGGGGUGUGUGACUCUGACGUCAUCAGCGAGAUCCUCAGACAGGUCAUGACAACUGAGGACACUAUCAAACACGAGCGCGGAAUCAGCAUGCUGGGAAAUCUCAGCAUAUCCUCGAAUCUGGUCCACUCUAUGGUUGCCGAGCAACUGAACAGCAGCAGCUGGAGACACAAGAUCAUCGCCUGCAAGAUACUGCCUACCCUGAGAGGGGACAUUAAUAAGGACAUAACUAACAAGUUGUCGGACCUGAUGUGGAACGACUGGCAGGUUGAUGUGAGGCGCGCUGCGGCGCAGUGUCUCGGCAAGACAGGGCACGGGAGAGAUGUCCAUGACGAACUGCGUGUGAAACUCCUCGAGGGUGAUGAACGAACAAAACUGGAUGCCUUGAACAAGAUUGGACAACUUGGAAUAAUGACUGCCAAGCUGCUUCCCGCAUUUCUACAGUGUUUCACAGACCAGUAUAUCGCGAUACGUUCCGAGGCCUGCAUUACGUCGGGCAAUCUCAUCAUUAAAGACGAGGAGGUCAUAGCCAAGCUGAUCCAUUUGGCAACCUUCGACACAAUUUGGAAAAUUAAGGCACUCGCUUUCCAAGCACUGGGCAAGAUAGGUGUGGUUACGGAGCAGAUCGUGGACUGUCUGCUGUGGGCGGUGCGCUACGAGGAGAACGGGGGUGUGAGGGCGGAGGCGUGUCACACCCUCAAGGUGCUCCGGGUCAGGACCGAGGAGGUCGCAGAUGUACUACAGGAUCGCUUCCUGGUCGAGGGGAACGCCCUCGUAAGAGACGAGCUCGCCUCCACGCUGAAAAUGUUCAACAUCAGUGCCAGCGAGGACAUGGACAUGGUGGCACAGAUCAAGAAGGAGGUGAAGAAGCUGUGCACACGCAACAUCAUCGCCUCCCAGAUCACACUCAAUGAGCGCGACGCUGACCACCGAGAGAACCUCACACGCAUGAUAUACGAGUCAGAGAAAGAUAUGAAGUCUCCACGGAAACCCAGUCAGGUGAAGUUCAAGGUGAAACCAAAGCGAAGAAAGACUGUCCAAAUAGAUGAAUAUGUACCUGUUAAGGUCAAGACGCAACACUCACACAUGUCCAAAAGCUGGUACAAAAUUUCCUACUUGAGGAAUCGCAGAGAGUGUCCAUUUGUGUUGAACAUUUUUGAUACGGAACACGAGGUGCCUCUGCAACCAGUCAUGGAGAGGAUUCGGUCCUUGAGUCGCGCUGGAAGUCACAAGUCUGAGCCCAGAACUGGUGCCGAGAGUCCUGAACCUGUCCGAGACGGGGCGGUGUUCACACCCUCUGCUGAAGAGGAGCUAGAAGAGAUUCUCGGCCGUGUGGACGAGGAGAGUGAAGGGACCUCACCUGCCUCCACACCGUAUACAAAGUCACGCCCAACCACCGCCAGCAGCCGUGAGAAUGAGACAGAGGGGGAUGAGGAGGAGGAGGAGGGAACAGAGAAGAGAAGCAGCAAGACCCCGCUGAAAUCGAGCGAGGAUGAUGGUCGACCUUCAACUUGGGGGUCGAGGUCGCAGGGGGUCAAAUCUGAGGAUGACCUCGAAGGUGAAAUUUCCAAGGUCACCUUAGAACCUGAGAGGCCAGCAAGCACAGUGAAGUUUGCCUCCCAUCUCGAGGUCAAUGCGAUCCCUUCAAGGUCAAGGUCAUCGUUAGGCCCUUCAAGGUUGUCCCUGAUGGACGAGCAGACUGGAAAGCCGUCCAGGUCGGGCACAAUGAUGACGGGGACUACCGGCGAGGGGAUGGUGUUUGGGCGCGACGCGGUGGUGGAGCGGGAAAAGAUCAGCGAGAAAGCUCGAAACACUUUUGCAGUCAUGGAUGCCUGGUAUGACGAUAUGGUCCAGGAUCUCAUCGACUUGGACAAUGCGUUUGAGCUGGGUCUGACGUCGGGAAGCAGGCAGGACUUUGAGGAGAAGAUUCGGAAUGUUAGGGUGAUAAAGACACCGCCUGCAACGAAAGGGGAGAGACCGAAAGUUGAGCUAGCAGUAAAGACGUCGGUUGGGUCUGCUGAUAAAAAAGAUUUGCCAGAUAAAGGGACAAUAAUGUCUGAAGCUCUUGAACAAGACAAAGAACAGGACAGUAAAGAAGAAAUGGCUGGGAGAAUAGAAUUAACAGCGGGGGAUGCAGAUAAAUCUACAAAAAAAGACAUUGAAAUUAUAGUUUCAGAAGAAAAUAGGAAAUCUUAAUUUUUUAAUGAUGUUAAAAAGUAUUUUAAGAAUGUUUUGGUAAUGUAUUUUUGCAUAUUACAUGAAACUAUGCUAUAUUGUGAUAAUUUGUUUCUUACAUUACCCAUAAUAUGUUUUAAUUAUUCCCAGAGUUUUUUGUUGCAAAUGUUAAUAGCACAAUAAAUAAACGGACCUAAUCAUCAAACCAUGACUAAUAAAUACCCACAUCCAAAGAUUAUACACAUCAGUAAUUACUCUAAACUACUGCCAUGCUGGAAUCCAUUCUUCCAACCCAUUUACCGCCCUAUCAGCCUCAUCUCUGCAAUCCUGCCUGUCAGAAAUUAGUGUGUUGCAACCAGAACAACAUUGUUCAAACAACAGCAUGUUUGUGCUGGCCAAAAUACAAACAACCAGUGCCUACUUUUGUUUUGCUAAGCAGAAAACACAAGCGUGGCAACAUCAUUGUGGGCAAUUACGAACAGAUAAGUGAAGGUGCAAGCCUUGUUUGUAGAAAUAGCUGAUGACAGGAGGCAUGUUGUGACUUUGAUGCCUGUGUGUUGACCACUGGCUUGAUGGAUGUUGUGCUUACCAAGCAUCGUGCUGGUGUUUCUGAGCUAUUUAUGCGUUUGAUGAGAAUGUAGUAGCAGGUUCAAAUGCUUGUAGUAGAUGGGUAAGGCUGAUAACUGUUGGAAAACUUAUUUGUCUCAUUUUGGGAAAACUGGGUUAAAUGCAUGCGCUAUAGGUGUCAUCCCCAAUUAGACUGUGUUGUCCGAACAUACGAAUCAGGACAAAAUUUCUGCUUUUAUGGAAUUUUUAGUUAGGGGCAGUGUUGUCUCUGAUUAGCCUGUGUGAACUGCACAGGCUAAUCUGGGAUGAUGCAUUAAGCCCCUUUUUCCAGGUACAGAUAACACUCAAAAGGGGAAUUAUGGAAAAGGGGGGGGGGGCUGCCUAAUGUCAUUUUCUAAUAAUAUGCUCAAUUUAGGGAAAUAUAUGAGCCAGGUCAAUCGAAUAUGGGCCUUAUGACAUAAACGGCCAUCAUAGCUGUAGACAAGCCUGCGCCUCCAAUCAGACGGGGCUGAAGCUACUCUGUUCCCUUAUGUGACAACAAAAACCUUGCAUGAGUAUAGUGGACAUUGUAGAUCCAGACCAGACUGUUUGAAUGCGUAGGCUGGUCUUGAACUGAGAAUGGCAUGAGACCAGACUGUUUGAAUGCGUAGGCUGGUCUUGAACUGAGAAUGGCAUGAGACCUGUUUUGCACGACGCUGGUCCUAUUGCAUUUUUUAAUAAUAUAGCUGCAGUAAACUUUUUUAAACAUUAAAAGUGCUUUUUCAAUUGAAUAUUUGCAAAAAUGGAUCAAUGUUCAAAGGUUAAAUUUUAUGUUUUUGUUGUGUACAAGCCACCCAUUAAACCAGAAAUAUGUGGGUUUUUUUACAAUAAAUAACGAUAAUGCAAAAAGUAUCACCGCAUUUUUAAUGCGAAGUUAUUAAAAGCUAUCUUUGUUUGUUAUAGUAAGAUCCCGGUGCUUGUCACGUUGGUUGGUGGUCAACAUAUCGUACACAUGUCGCUUAUCUCUAGAUACUUAGGCUUUCUUUCACAGAACAAUGCCACAACAAAAUAGAACGUCUGACAUAAAAAACUACUGAAAAGCUGGAAAUUUCAGCUUUAAUUCAAAAUAUUAAAGUCAGAACUAUAGGUGAGUCUAGUUAGUUAAUUAGUCAGGAUUUCUGUGGCACACUGCGGCACAUUAUGCAGCCUCAUGUGCCGGGUUACCUCAGAAACUUCAAAGUACACAAGUUUGACACAUGUCUACAGUAAAACCUGAGCUUAUUGUUAGAAAUAAUUGUUUUUUUGCUUUACAUAGCAUGAAAGUUCGCAAUUUUUUAACAUCAUCAAUAUAAAUUUUGUUUUAUAAUGUUAAAAUGCUAUAUUUCUUUUCAUAACUAUGCAUUUAUUAUGUACAAUUGUUUUCUGUGAUAUGUUUUCCUUUGUGAUAAAAAAUAAAACAGAAUUGAGCAUCAA
Molecule: messenger RNA, 6515 nt
Organism: Dreissena polymorpha
Lineage: Eukaryota; Metazoa; Mollusca; Bivalvia; Myida; Dreissenidae
Product: HEAT repeat-containing protein 4-like
Exons: 23
Coding region: 114-4517 (1467 amino acids)
Biological process (GO): peptidyl-hypusine biosynthetic process
Molecular function (GO): deoxyhypusine monooxygenase activity
Source: RefSeq, a predicted model, not a curated record